Capsicum annuum is the source of this 755-nucleotide messenger RNA. RefSeq lists its product as uncharacterized. The record is from RefSeq and is a predicted model, not a curated record. The transcript is spliced from 2 exons. Lineage: Eukaryota; Viridiplantae; Streptophyta; Magnoliopsida; Solanales; Solanaceae. The coding region runs from base 137 to 526 and encodes 129 amino acids.
AUGGCAACGACAACUAGUGUGUGUAUCAACUUACAAAUUUGUUGGUGUUAGCCAGCUAUCUAAGCAAAUUAAUCAUCAAUUCUAUAUACACCAUUUUUAAAUCAAUUUUAUCAAUUGAACUCUACCAUUUAUUAUCAUGUCUGGUAAUUUGAUGGGAUUGGUCGUGGCAACAGCCAUGGCUGUUUCUGCCUGCACCGUCAUUUUGUUUGAUCAGCUUAGGGAAAAGUAUAUGGCAAUUGCUCAGCUUGAACUUACCAAGAAUGUUCAAGAAUCAUCUCCACAGGGAAAGUGUAUACUCAAGUCCUGCUUAUCUUCAGGUGAAAAGAACAUGAGUUUCGCGAAGAAGAAGAAGAAAAGAGUUCAUUUUGCAGCAGAUGUGAAUGAUUCAAAGAGUAAUGGGGAGAAAUACAGAAGAGGAUAUAGAAAUUCUUGUGGGAAGAAGGUUUUGGAGAUGCCAGCAAAUCGUAGAGCUUUGUAUGCUGAAAUUCUCAAAGAUAGGGUGCAUCACUUGGAAUUCUUUUAUUGAUCAGUACUUGCGGGGUUAGCAAUUAAGAAAAUACAUUUUUAGGCCCUCCCAAUAUGGUUGUAGUAUGGAAAUUACUUGGAAUAUUUGGUGUAUCGAAACUUGAUUGGUUUCUAAAUUAAGUUCUUUCUUGUGCUUUUUGUUGAGUCUCGCAUCGAUGGGACAAGGUUGAUUUGAUCUCUUUAUAUGAUCUUGGAUAUUAUUCAUGUUUUGAGAUAGCUCUGAUGGUGAA